Messenger RNA from Heterostelium album PN500, 1236 nucleotides. Its product is annotated as tetratricopeptide repeat protein. Bases 1 to 1236 code for a protein of 411 amino acids. NCBI's taxonomy places the organism in Eukaryota, Evosea, Eumycetozoa, Acytosteliales, Acytosteliaceae. Gene Ontology annotation, molecular function: mannosyltransferase activity. Gene Ontology annotation, biological process: protein O-linked glycosylation via mannose. The record is from RefSeq and is a predicted model, not a curated record. Gene Ontology annotation, cellular component: endoplasmic reticulum. The transcript has a single exon.
AUGACAAAACAACAACUAUACUUGAAAUCAAUAGAAUAUGAUCCAACCGAUUCCUACUCAUACUUUAACCUUGCAACAACACUUUCAAGUGGUGAAUCAAUCACACUUCAUAACGGUCAAUCAAUGACACAACAACAACUAUACUUGAAAUCAAUAGAAUGUGAUCCAACCAACUCCAACUCAUACUUUAACCUUGCAGUGACACUUUCAAGUGGUGAAUCAAUCACACUUCAUAACGGUCAAUCAAUCACACAACAACAACUAUACUUGAAAUCAAUAGAAUAUGAUCCAACCGAUUCCUACUCAUACCAUAACCUUGCAACAACACUUUCAAUUGGUGAAUCAAUCACACUUCAUAACGGCCAAUCAAUGACAAAACAACAACUAUACUUGAAAUCAAUAGAAUGUGAUCCAACUUAUUCAAGUUCAUAUAAUAACCUUGCAACAACACUUUCAAGUGGUGAAUCAAUCACACUUCAUAACGGUAAAUCAAUGACAAAACAACAACUAUACUUGAAAUCAAUAGAAUAUGAUCCAACCAACUCCAACUCAUACUUUAACCUUGCAACAACACUUUCAAUUGGUGAAUCAAUCACACUUCAUAACGGUCAAUCAAUGACAGAACAACAACUAUACUUGAAAUCAAUAGAAUGUGAUCCAACCGAUUCCUACUCAUACUUUAGCCUUGCAACAACACUUUCAAGUGGUGAAUCGAUCACACUUCAUAACGGUCAAUCAAUGACAAAACAACAAUUAUACUUGAAAUCAAUAGAAUAUGAUCCAACCGAUUCCUACUCAUACUUUAGCCUUGCAACAACACUUUCAAUUGGUGAAUCAAUCACACUUCAUAACGGUCAAUCAAUGACAAAACAACAAUUAUACUUGAAAUCAAUAGAAUGUCGUCCAAACAAAUGCCUAUCAUAUUAUACUCUGGCAAAUACACUUUCAGUUGGUGAAUCAAUCACACUUAAUGAUGGUAAAUCAAUGACUGUACAACAACUAUACUUGAAAUCGAUAGAGUGUUAUCCAACUGAUUCCAACUCAUACUUUAACCUCGCAUUGACACUUUCAAGAGGUGAAUCAAUCACACUUCCUAAUGGAGAAUCGAUGACACAACAACAACUAUACUUGAAAUCAAUAGAAUGUGAUCCAAAGAAUUAUAAAGCUCGGAUACCCUUAUAUCCUUGCAUUGACACUUUCGAACAACAAACAAGCAAUUACACUACCAGAUGGUGA